GAAUCCGGAAGACUGAGUAAAUAAAUAAAUAAGAACGGAGCUCUGAAUGAAUGAAUGAAUUAAAUGUUCCAGAGGAGGAGGUGGUGAGAACAUGGCAGAGAGAACAGGAGGAUAUGAGAGACAGGCUGGUACGGGAGGACACCGAGGCAUGGCAGAACGAUCCAGAGUUCAGUGGGCUGGUGAGAGUGGGUGGAGUCGACCUGUCAUUUAUUAAAGGAGAUGAAAAAAAUGCCUACGCACAACUCGUCAUACUCAGCUACCCCGACCUAAAGGUUCUGUAUAAGGUUGGUGAGAUGGUGUGUCUCAGCUCUCCAUAUGUCUCGGGUUUUUUGGGAUUCAGAGAAGCUCCACCACUGCUGCAGCUUCUAAAUAAACUCAGAGAAGACCAGCCUGAUCUAAUGCCACAGGUUUUGUUUGUGGAUGGAAAUGGAGUUUUUCAUUACAGAGAAUUUGGUCUGGCCUGUCAUCUUGGUGUGCUGUCAGAUCUACCAUGUGUGGGCGUGGCCAAAAAUCUGCUCCAGGUUCAAGGUGUGGUCAGGGAUGAUGGACACCUAGCACAGAUCAGUGCUUUAAGCAGAGCAGGGGAAAGUUUCCCUCUGAUUGCUGACUCUGGGAAAAUUCUGGGCCAGGCUCUCCGUAGUUCAGACCGCAGCACUAAGCCUGUCUAUGUGUCAGUGGGUCACCGUAUCAGUCUGGACACAGCCGUCCGUCUCACAUUUACCUGCUGCCACUACCGUGUUCCUGAACCUAUACGCCAGGCGGAUUUGCUGUCGAGAGAAUACCUGCGAACACACUUUCCCUCCUCCAGCUCCCCCUAAACACACACACACACAGGUUUCAGGUGUGGAGGAGCUGUGGGAGCUGAUGAUGAGGGAGACAGAAGAUACCUCACCAGUCUGUGUGUGUUUUACAAAUCAGGUUUUAAAUUUGUUUGUAUGUGCAAUAAAAGUGUGUGUGUGUGCGUGUGUGUGUGUGUGUGUGACAGAA
Trichomycterus rosablanca is the source of this 987-nucleotide messenger RNA. RefSeq names its product endonuclease V-like. The transcript is spliced from 9 exons. The coding region runs from base 51 to 818 and encodes 255 amino acids. Gene Ontology annotation, cellular component: cytoplasm; nucleolus. Lineage: Eukaryota; Metazoa; Chordata; Actinopteri; Siluriformes; Trichomycteridae. Gene Ontology annotation, biological process: DNA repair. Gene Ontology annotation, molecular function: single-stranded RNA binding; RNA endonuclease activity producing 5'-phosphomonoesters, hydrolytic mechanism. The record is from RefSeq and is a predicted model, not a curated record.